AUCUCGCGACAACAACAUCAGUGUGGAGGGGAGCGACAGUAAUUUUGAACUGCGCAGUCAAAGCGGCAUUUUUUCCGACCGAUAGAAACAAGCAAUCAUGGCCGAUGUAGAACUGGACUCUGAGAUUAAGAUAGAAGAAACAGCCCCUGCAGCUGAGCCAGAAGCAGAGGUAGAACCAGAACCAGAACCAGAACCAGAGGCAGAGGCAGAGGCAGAAGCAGAAAACGAGACAGAACAAGAACAAGAAGAAGGAUCACCUGAAGAGACCACAAAUGGCGUUCAAACUGAAGCCAAUGAAGUCCCCAAGGACAAUCUGGAAGGAAAAGAGAAAUCAGGCGGCCGAAAAGCAAACCGUUAUCAUCCCUACACUAAGGACAAACACUCGGGGCCGGGGGACAAGAAAAGCGCUCACAGAAACCGAGUGUUCAUUAGCAAUAUCCCAUAUGAUAUGAAGUGGCAGGCUAUUAAAGAUCUAAUGCGAGAGAAAGUCGGUGAGGUUACAUACGUGGAGCUCUUUAAGGAUGCUGAAGGAAAGUCAAGGGGUUGCGGUGUUGUUGAGUUUAAAGAUGAGGAGUUUGUGAAGAAAGCAAUUGAGGUCAUGAACAAACACGAUCUGAAUGGCAGACCGCUCAAUAUCAAAGAGGACCCUGAUGGUGAGCACGCUCGGCGGGUGCUGCAGCGCAGUGGAGGAAUGUUCCCAGGAGGACGGGGUGGAGAAGGCGGUCCAGGAAUGAUGAACAUCCCUCCUGCCAUCGCCAACAAUCCCAACAUCCCACAUGAGAUCCUGAAUGGCCUUCAGGCAGGAAGACUGGGCUCCACGGUGUUUGUGGCUAAUCUUGAUUUCAAAGUGGGCUGGAAAAAGCUCAAAGAAGUUUUCGGCAUGGCUGGGACAGUGAAAAGGGCUGACGUCAAAGAAGACAAAGAUGGCAAGAGCCGCGGAAUGGGAACAGUCACUUUUGAGCAAUCUUUGGAAGCGGUCCAGGCUAUCUCUAUGUUCAAUGGACAGAUGUUGUUUGACCGCCCCAUGCAUGUCAAAAUGGAUGAUAAGUCUCUUCCCGCUGAUGAUUUCCGUCCAGUUGAGAAACAGGCUCAGUUGCCAAGGGGUCUUGGAGGCAUCGGUAUGGGUCUUGGCCCUGGUGGCCAGCCAAUUAAUGCCAACCGGGCCGGUGGAGGUGGCGGUGGAGGUGGCGGAAUGGGAGCCAUGGGACCCGGAGGGAUGGAUGGUCCAGGAUAUGGAAUGAACAGAAUGGGAGGAAUGGGCGGUGGGUAUGGUGGCAUGGACGGCAUGGGAAACAUGGGUGGCUAUGGAGGUCGUGACAUGGGUCCCAUGGGAAGAAUGGGAGACAUGUACCGCUCUGGUAUGGGAAUGGAUCGCGAUUUUGGCCGAAAUGACAUGGCAGUGAAUCGUCCCUACGGUGAUACCUUUGGUGGACUUGGAGGAGGGAUGGGAGGCUAUGGAGGAGGCAUGGGGAAUGCUGGCAUGGGUCCAAUGGGGUCUGGAUUAGGUGGUGGGAUGGGGAACAUGGGCAUGGACCGCAUGAGCGCCGGCUUCGACAGGAUGGGCGGGGGCAUGGACAUGAACCGUGGCUUUGGAGGCUUCGGUGGUGGUGCCGGUCACAUGGGCGGAGGAAUGUCCGACAGGGGAUCAGGAUCAAAGGGAGGAUGCCAGAUAUUUGUGAGAAAUCUAUCUUAUGAUCUUACCUGGCAGAAACUGAAGGAAAAAUUUGGCCAUUGUGGUCAGGUGAUGUUUGCAGAGAUCAAGAUGGAGAAUGGGAAGUCAAAAGGGUGCGGUACCGUUCGCUUCGACUCACCAGAGAGUGCAGACACGGCCUGUCGGCUGAUGAAUGGCACCAAAAUUAAUGGCCGUGAAGUUGAUGUCCGUAUCGACAGGAACGCCUAAAAACAUCAUAGUACUAAUAAUCACCCAUCACCCUGUUUUUUGUUUUGUUGUAAAAACACAUUUCCAUAAGUCUCUGCUGUUGUACCACAAGCUCAGUGAAUGACACCGCCAGCCUCAGUAACUGGAUGUGUAUAAGGUUUGUUUAUAUACCGUGUUUUUUUUUUCUUUUCUUUUUUGUAAACCCUUUUUAAUUUGUGGGCCACCAGUUUAUUUGAAUGACAGAAUAAACUUUUUAAUUUUUAAA
Molecule: messenger RNA, 2144 nt
Organism: Clupea harengus (Atlantic herring)
Lineage: Eukaryota; Metazoa; Chordata; Actinopteri; Clupeiformes; Clupeidae
Gene: myef2
Product: myelin expression factor 2
Cellular component (GO): nucleus; cytoplasm
Molecular function (GO): mRNA binding
Source: RefSeq, a predicted model, not a curated record